Messenger RNA from Gadus chalcogrammus (walleye pollock), 1681 nucleotides. RefSeq lists its product as uncharacterized. NCBI's taxonomy places the organism in Eukaryota, Metazoa, Chordata, Actinopteri, Gadiformes, Gadidae. The record is from RefSeq and is a predicted model, not a curated record. The coding region runs from base 20 to 1153 and encodes 377 amino acids. The transcript is spliced from 2 exons.
GUAUGUUUAAAAUAAGAAUAUGAAGUAUUUCUUCUUAUAUUUGCAGGUUGACAAGGCAGUGCUAUCCAUCAUGAGUGAUGAGCAAAUGGCUAAAUACAUCACUUCAUAUGGUGACAGAAUAGCUGUCCUCUCCUUCUGUCAACAAUCAAACACCAGCACCACCGAUAAAGAGACGCUUCUACAGAAAUUAAGAGCUAAAAUAGGAGCACGGAAAAUGAAAUCAAAGAAAAAAGGAGUGUCACAAUCAGGUGUGGUGGAGAGGAAAGCAGAGGGGAUGACGAGACCAAAGAACAAUGCAGCAGAAAAGACAACUAGAAAGAUCGAAAUCGGAUGGCUUCAUUUUACUGGCAUCGAUUACCAUCAAGUCAGGACCCAAAAUGGGGGGGGGACAAGGCACGCGAGAAUGGAGAAAGCUUCAACGGUGUCUCUGAUCCUCGAACUGGGAAAGCAGCUGUUUUUCCCAGACGGAGCCUCGACAAAGGGCCGAGCAGAAGACUUUGACUUUGUUGUCUGCGAUUUCAAAAGAAAGGAGAUUGCUUUAAAUGAAUCUAUCGGCAGUCUUUACGACCAAACUAAGUUAAAGCUGCUUAGAUUUUACAUCUGCACCAAAGAACAAGCAGCUUUAACAGAUCAGUCCUUAGAUGAGGAUUCUCAACAGUGUUUAUCCACUUCAGAUGAGGCUGUAUCUGCCAUCACUCCCAUUGAUGCAGAUGAAGCAUUUACUGAUGACCUGGAGCUUGUGCCUUCAUCACGCAGCGACAUCACUGAUCAGAACCUGCUUUUCCAGAUGCAACCAAAGUCCAAAAAACAUAGGGGCACAUCCGAGAUUGUGACUGCACAAGGUUCAACAAAAUCCCAUCUCACUCAUUCAACUCCAAAAGACAAUACAAAAGCCCACAUCGGCCAGGGGCAGGAUACUGAUUCAAGUGAUGAUGAUGUUUUGAAUCAUCUCGAGCCUUCCUCUGAUUUGCCUGACUCCUGCUUUGAAACUAUUGAUCUGACCAGUGCAGUUCUACAAUCUGAGUCUUACUCUGAUGAGCGAGACACUGUUGAAUGGGAUCCAGAAGAUGACCCUCGUGGAGCAUAUGAUGAUUGGAUAGAUGUCAUAACAUUGAAGUCUGGCAACAAUGAGGAUAUCACACAGGUAAUUUAAUUAAAAUAAGCAAAGGAAGUAGAAAUAGUAAUACCAGAAAAAAGGAAGUUUGUCCAAUGUUUGUCCAUUCUGUGAUACAGCAGAAAAAUGACGGUGCAACAUGGCGUCCUCAGCGCAACGGUCCUAUGUAGAUAGGCCUAUGUUAUCUUUUGUUAUUUUUUCUGUUUUCUUCAUUAUAUAAAAAUGUAAGUGGAACCAUCUCACCAGUGUCCCUGGAUUUCAACGGAACACUGGAAUGAAGAAGACUCGUUUAGAAACUGUUCUAUAGAUUGCAAUCUGCAAUUACAUAUUAUAUAUGUAGGGUCAAAAUGUCUGCUGUCAAAUAAUACUGCAUUCAUAAUUUAUCCUUCAGAGUGUCGACCCGAGUGGAGAACCUAUUCAGGAUAUACCACUCCGGUUGUCUCCAGCUAUUGGCCUGCCUACACCAAAUGUGCAGUCCAUACACGAGGAAGCAUUGCAAACUGCACAAGUAAGAUUAAGCACUACAAGAAUCCCUGAACACAUAAUUUAAACAGGUGUAAUAUUUUA